AUGUCCGAGUGCACUGGCAACCCCGAGUCGUGCGGCUUCUGCACCGGUGCCGUGGCUGCCCACGACCAUUGCGCCAAGGACGAGGUGCGCGGCUGCGCCGCUGACCCCAAGCACUGCAAGGCGUGUGAGGGCGCUGGAUGUCUCGCAACCGAGUGCACUGGCAACGCGUCCACGUGCAAGGCGUGCCAGGCUGGCCACUUCAAGUCGUGCCGUCGCAAGGUGGUCAACGCUACCGAGGGUAUCGAGCGUGUUGCCUCGUAG
Molecule: messenger RNA, 261 nt
Organism: Cutaneotrichosporon cavernicola
Lineage: Eukaryota; Fungi; Basidiomycota; Tremellomycetes; Trichosporonales; Trichosporonaceae
Exons: 2
Coding region: 1-261 (86 amino acids)
Source: RefSeq, a predicted model, not a curated record